CGCUGAAGAAGAGCAUGAAGCGAGAAAGAAGAGGAAUGCGAUGCAGCGAUCGCGAGUACGAUACGAUCGGAUAAGAAGAUCGAAACGAUGGCGUACGAUUUGAAGAACGAGGAGGACGUGAAGGAGUAUCUGAGAAACCUUCACAUAGAGUAUCAAUUCGGCUGUUACAGCGAGAAAAAGCCGGAGGUGUGCCACAUGCUGGGCGACUAUCACGAGGCGGUGAACACGGAUAUGGAGAAGGCCGCAUCGUUGUUCAAGAUGACCUGCGACCAGUACGACUACGCCAGGAGCUGCGCGAAAUUCGGCGAUUUCAAAGUGGUCGGAAAAGGCUGCCGGAAAGACAUAUCGACGGCGUACAAGUAUUUGACGAAGAGCUGCGAGCUCAACGACGAGUCCGGGUGUCUGCACGCCGGUGUCCUGGGAACAUCCAAGAACGACGUCGGCGAAAAGGACAGGGCCACUCAGAUUCACGCGGGUGCCAAGUAUCUGAGGAAGGCCUGCGACAUGUACAACUCGCACAAGGCCUGCUUCUACCUGCAGGUUUUAAAACGCCUUCCCUGCGACUCACUCAUCAACAGUACGACCAUGCGAAACUACAUGUUGGUCUCUCGCGUCCGGCUGGCGGCCGCCGUCUUUCUCGCGCUCGUCUCUCACGGCGUUCUGUCCAAUGCGCAGUCAGCCCAGAAUGAAUCGGACAAAGAUAUCGUCAACGUAGACGUUUAUUACGAGUCGUUAUGCGGUGAUAGCAUGCGAUUUUUCACAAAUCAGCUCGAGCCGUCGUAUCCGUUAUUGAAGCGACAUAUCAAUAUCACAUUGAUUCCUUACGGUAAAGCUACGCACACGCGCGAAAGCAAAACCCGAGGCGAAACCGGUCCGUGGCAGUUCUCAUGUCAGCACGGGCCCGCCGAGUGCCGUGGGAAUAAGGCCCAGGCUUGCGCGAUUCACUCCAUACGGUCCUCCGAGGCGGCCGAGGAUCAACAGCCGCUGACGGUCAAUCUGGUCGGUGUUGCAAUGUCCGCUGGAUCGUCGGUCGUCAUUCCGCAGGUCGCUAAAGACCUUGGCCUGCGCCAAGAAACGCGGGACUCGAUCGACGCAUGCAUCGCGAGCCCGUUAGGGGACGAACUGCUCGCGGCGAACGGCGACAAAACGGCAGCUUUCCAGUCACCCUUGAGAUUCGUGCCGUCAAUAGUGAUCAACGGGGUGUACUCGAAGGAAAAUCAGGAUGAGGCGUUGAGCGACUUCCCCAAGCUCAUCUGUCGGCAUUUGACGGCGCAGGAGAAACCGAGCAUCUGCAGCAGCGAGAAUUAAAGGCGAGAAGAAAUAGGGCCGAGUGUCGCGCGUUGAAGGUGCGGGGGAACAGAUAAACGCUCGGUCGAAAUACAAUGAUGUUUUUUAAUUGUUUUGUCGCCUUACGCCUAUAAUAUACAUAAGUACCUAUAUACAAAAAUAUAUACGAUUUGUCAAAUACAACGGACUAAUUAAUGAGUAUAAAA
Messenger RNA from Wasmannia auropunctata (little fire ant), 1493 nucleotides. RefSeq lists its product as uncharacterized. Gene Ontology annotation, molecular function: oxidoreductase activity, acting on a sulfur group of donors, disulfide as acceptor; protein binding. The transcript is spliced from 8 exons. The coding region runs from base 88 to 1308 and encodes 406 amino acids. Lineage: Eukaryota; Metazoa; Arthropoda; Insecta; Hymenoptera; Formicidae. The record is from RefSeq and is a predicted model, not a curated record.